Carassius gibelio (silver crucian carp) is the source of this 4447-nucleotide messenger RNA. RefSeq names its product glypican-5-like. The record is from RefSeq and is a predicted model, not a curated record. The transcript has 8 exons. Gene Ontology annotation, biological process: regulation of protein localization to membrane; positive regulation of canonical Wnt signaling pathway; cell migration. Lineage: Eukaryota; Metazoa; Chordata; Actinopteri; Cypriniformes; Cyprinidae. The coding region runs from base 250 to 1959 and encodes 569 amino acids. Gene Ontology annotation, cellular component: cell surface; extracellular region; plasma membrane.
GAGAGAGAGAGAGAGAGAUUUCUGAAUGAUUCCACAAGCUGAAUGAAUUCAGUGACACUCUCAGUGAACGGUACGUAGCGGCUUUUUCCCUUCUCGGUUUGAGAAGGAAAGUAGGAUUUACUAAAGCCGAUGCAGCAUGUGAAAGUCUAACACAACCGACUUUCUACUCCUUUCUUUUUUACACAUCGUGUAGUCUGUCUCUGAUCAUAAGCAAUUCCACCGCACUGAUUUCUCCUCUGAAAUGCCGUAAUGCCACGCGUGAAUGUUAGCUGGAUUAUUACGGUGCUCACGGUGGAGCUCGCGACGCUGUCUGCAGCGCACGCUCACAGCUGUCACGAGGUGAAAACGGCGUUUCAGGUGCGUCAGAUCGGCCAGCUGAAAUGGGUGCCUGAAACACCUGCUACAGAUGUGGACCUGUCAAUAUGCAAGCAUGCUGGGCCGUCAUGCUGUACGCGAAGAAUGGAAGAGAGCUACAGAGCAGCGGUCCUGAGAGACACCACCCAGAACAUCAGAUCAUACAGCUAUGAGCUGAAAUAUCUCAUUUCUGAGCAUGCUGCCGCCUUCCAGGAUACGUUCCAGUCUCUAAUCACCUUCUCUCAGAAUCACCUGACUUCUGUGUUCGAGACCACAUACUCUUCCCUCAUGUCGCCCAUCUCCCCUCACAUCGUCUGCCUCUUCACUGACCUUUCUCGCUUCCUUCAGGGCACCGGCAAUGUCUCUGUUGAAACUGCUGUCCAUCGUCUCUUCGACAAUCUCUUCCCAUUAGUCCACACUCGUAUUGUCAAUCCCGGCAUGGCUGGGAGCAUUGGAGAGGACUCUUAUGAUGGAAACCAGCUUGGUGACUGUCUCCGCAUGACAAGGCAGGAUAUUAACCCCUUUGGGCCGCACCCUAAGGCGAUGGCAGAUACACUUGCAAGCGCGUUGCGGGCAGGCCGGAUGCUCAGCCUGGCUUUCGGGGUGGGGUUAAAAGUAAUGAAUGUUACAGAGACAGCGGAGUUGUCCAAGGAAUGCACUCGGGCUCUAGUGCGCAUGCAUUACUGCUCUCAUUGCCGUGGACUCACCCUGAUCCGGGCGUGCAGUGGCUACUGCCUCAACGUCAUGCGCGGGUGCCUGGCCAGCUUCUCAGAGCUCCACAACCCCUGGAGACAGUAUGUUACCGUACUGCAGGAUCUCACGCACAUCGUCGCCGGAGCUCACAACCUGGAACUUGCUUUGCUGGGGAUCAAAGGUCAGGUUGAGGAGGCAAUACUCUACGCUCAGCUCCACGGGCCCAGGCUAACUGCUACGGUGGAUAAGGUAUGUGGUCACUCUUCAAAUGUGUCUUCAACCACAGUCAGAAAGUUUCCUUCGACUACAGUCUCACCGGCUCCUUCCAACAGCUCACAGGACGUUCCAGGAGCCAAUAAGACCGGCAUGUUGGCUCACCUUAACAGGGAGUUUACAGAGUAUAGCUCCCGGUAUAAGUCUUUCUUCUCCAUACUUCCGGAGACACUGUGCGAAGGAGAGAUGGGCAUCGACGAGCUCACGUGUUGGAGUGGAGAUGACGUGGUCAAAAGUUAUACUUCAAGAGUGGUGGGCAGUGGAGUUCAUGCUCAAAGACAGAAUCAAGAAGUAAGGGUCAGAGGUGCUGACCCUGUGCUUAUGGAUGCCAAAAACAUACUUGAGCUCUUCAACAUGGAGAUUCAAGAGGUCAUGCCGGGUGUGGGGCUCAGGGAGUCCUGGGACGAGAGAGGCAGUGGAGAGAGCAGUGCUGAAUGUGAUGAUGAGGAUGGUUGUGAAGGCUCUGGAGAGUCUGUAGCAUCUCCCCCUCUCACAGAAGCUGAUGUAUCCAAAAAUGCAGUAAAGGUGUCCUUCCACGACUCGCCCAUCACCCAGAACAAAUCGGAAGCUUCUGUUCCCAUGGCCAGCUUCAUCAUCAUCAUCAUCCUCGCUCUGGCACUGCACUGGCCCUUCAUCUGAAAGGCCACAACUGCAUACACACACAGUGAUCAUAUGCACAGAUGGGUGAACAUCAUGAAGAAGUGUCAAGGGCAUAUUUACCUCAAAAAAAAAAAAAAAAAAAAAAAUUAAAUCAUUAAAAUAUAGUUACAUUUUUAUCAGCCAUUACUCAACUCUUCAGUGUCACAUGACCCUUCAGAAAUCAUUCUAAUGUGCUGAAUUAUCAGUGUUGGAAAAAAAUAAUGAAAUAUAAGUAUCCUGUAACAGUUUACACAACCAUUCAAAAGUCUGGCGACUUUCAGGAAAGUUACAUUGAUAAGAAGUAAUAGUUAAUACUUACAUUGUUGCAAAAUAUUUAUAUUUUGAAUAAAUGCUGAUAUUUUAAGAAUCCUGAAAAAAAAGUAUCACGGGUGCCAUGAAAAUUAAACAAUAAAUAAAUAAAUAAAUUAAGCAGCACAAAUGUUUCCAAUAUUGAUAUUAAAUCAUCAUAUCAGAAUGAUUUCUGAAGAGUCAUAUGACACAGAAGAUUGGCUGAUGAAAAUAAUGCUUUGCCAUCAUAGAAAUAAAUUAUACUUUAAUGUAUAAUAAUUCUGUUAUUUUAAAUUGUAAUAAUAUUUAACAAAUUUACUAUUUUAGCUGUAUUAAAUGGCAUCUUGAUUCGCAUAAGAUACUGCUUUAAAAUACAUUAAAAUACUUUUUAUUUUAGCUAUUAUUUUUUGCAUUGCAGUCAGCUACUAAGAAUUGGUGGAGGGCAUUGUUUAAAUUUGGUUCAUUUAUGGCUAAUAUAUAUUAUAAUAUAUAAUACGCAUCAUGGUCUUAAUGUUAACUAUAAUUUCUUGUUUCUUUCUUUUGAUUUUGGGGUGAAAUAUGACCCAGUCAUUUCCUGACUGUUCAUAAGCGAUCACCUACACUGCACCCCUAAAUAUUCACAUCGCAGGGUUGUUUCAUUAUGUUCCCAGCCGCAUUUUUGUGGAAGAAUCCAGCCGGGAAACUAGCGGUUCUGUUUGGGGUGUGUGAUAGGGUGUGAACCCUAUCCACUGACUUCUAGAAUCGGGUCAAAACUCUUAUCAUCACUGACUUGGACUGUGGAAUGCAUGAUAAAGUAUACAGUAUGUGGAAUCAUCGCUCGUGACCACACAACAAAAAAAGAAACAGAAUUUGUCUGCAUAGUCAGCUAGGGAUUUUUCCACCAUACACACAGAGCAUUAUUGAGUCUAUGAAUGAUAUGCACAUUGUAGUAUGUAUAUAGUUUGAACUGCCGCUGAAUUUAUAGGACGAAUAGUUAAGUAUCACACAAACUUUUUUUUAUUUUUAUUUUUUUUUAUAAUACAUUUCAUCAGCUCUAACUGAAACCCAAACAAACACAUAGUUAUAAAGACAUAAAUCUUACAAAGUAGUGGCAAUGUUCUUGGGCUUGUUUGCACGACUUUCAUGGCUUUAAAGGGCUCAAACAUCCCUUUAAUACUUAACUUAAAAAAUAAAAAUAAUUCCCGCAAUUACCUUCCAAGUGCACUGCUUUUCUAAGAAAAUGCGCUUUUAACUUAAAGAUGAACGUUUAUUAAACAUAUUUGAGAUAUACCUUGCCAUUUGGAGUAUAUACCUGUCAAUUUCAUGAGGUAACAUUUUUACAGAAUUACAUAUUUGAAACUGCACUAAUUGUACUUAUAUAUAAAAAAGUGUGGUAUUUGGUGUUUGCGUGAAUGUUGUCAUGUUUAAUAAAGUAGAAGAAGAAGAAGAAAAAAGAUCAACAAAAUCACAGAUAUGCAGAAUGCCUUUCUUUUAUAAACAAUAAACUUAAAGCAAAGCAAUGCAAGAUGUUUAGAGAUACCAAAUAUUUGAUAUAAUAGCUUCUUUAGCAACAUAAAAUGUUUUUAAUUUCUAUUAUAUGUUAACAUUUAAGAAUCUGUAUUACAACUUUGUUCUUACACAGAAGCAAAGGUCUAAUGAGUCUGUAAAAAAAAUAAUUCUGUGUCUGAUUGCACAUGGAUUGCUACAUUUGAUUUCCUUUUAUAUAUCUCUGAUGUUGGUUCUAUAAUGUUUUUAUAUGAACCUUCAUGUUCAUGAAUCUUCAUACAUUCGAUAUAUUUAGGGAUUGCAUGAUGAACUCUUCACCUUAAGGAAGUUUAUUAUUGUUUAAAAGUUCACCUUUUGUUUUCUGCAGAAGAAAGUAUGUCAUACCAGUUUGGAAUGACAUGAGGGUGAGUAAAUGACGAUAUAAUUUAGAUUUUUGGGUUCAUUGUUUUUUUUUAAUAUUAAUAAAAGUUAUGAAGAUCAAUGUGUGAUUAUGCAAAUACAAAACCAAUGUUCUUACGCCAGCGUGGUAUAUUUCUGUGUAUGACUGUAAAACGGAUUGUGAUUACAUGGAGUUUGCUGUGUUUUAUUUGUUUGUUCAUAGUUUGGUUGGCACAGAUAAACACCUACAGUAUGGCUCAGCGAAUGAAGCUACUGAAAAAUCAGAUAUACUCAGCGCUUAUUAAAAAGUUCAAAUGCUAUUAAAGCGAUAGCUCGA